Molecule: messenger RNA, 879 nt
Organism: Jatropha curcas
Lineage: Eukaryota; Viridiplantae; Streptophyta; Magnoliopsida; Malpighiales; Euphorbiaceae
Gene: SLY1
Product: F-box family protein
Biological process (GO): gibberellic acid mediated signaling pathway; regulation of gibberellic acid mediated signaling pathway
Cellular component (GO): SCF ubiquitin ligase complex
Molecular function (GO): protein binding
Source: RefSeq, a predicted model, not a curated record
AACCAGGUCCCAUUCCCCCAUUUACCCACCUUCCCCAACUCCAUUUCUUCAUUCCCUUUCCAUUUCCAUCUCUCGAUUUUUCUCUCCGCCAUUUAUUUCUUCUUCAUGAAGCGUCCACUUGAAGCUGCGAUUACCGCUGGUGAUAUCAAAAUGAAGAAGAUAAGGCACGACCAACAAAAUGAAGAAAUUCAGGAUGGAGUUAGUACGGGAACUGGAUUUGUUAAUUUGGAUGAGAAUUUGCUAUUCGAGGUCUUGAAGCAUGUGGACGCGAGAACGUUGGGGAGGGCAGCCUGUGUGAGCAAGCAGUGGCAUAGGACGGUAAAGGACGAGAGACUUUGGGAGCUGAUCUGCACAAGGCACUGGGCCAAUAUUGGCUGCGGUAACCAACAGCUGAGAUCCGUGGUCCUAGCUCUAGGUGGGUUUCGUCGACUUCACUCCCAGUACCUUUGGCCUCUUUCUAAGCCACAAUCUAGUUCUAUGGCUUCGAGUUCGUCGUCAUCUUGGGCUCCUUUCCCGGCGAUGAUUGGGUCGAAGCCACCGGCUAGGUGGGGAAAGGACGAGGUGCAUCUUUCCUUGUCUCUGCUUUCGAUUCGGUAUUACGAGAAGAUGAAUUUUAGCGGCAGAGGGAGAUGAGUUAGAAUUAGAAUAUUAUUUAUGAUUAACUAAAUAUAUAUAGGAGUAUGCUUUAUUAACUCUAAUUUCGGGUUUAUUAUCUUUUUUUUUUUUUUGUUUUGUAUGUCUAAAUUUGGCUUGGGAUUUGUUUGCUUGUUUGUUUCUUUUCUUGUUUUGGAUGUUGUAUUUAAUCUGGGUUUUACUAAUUAGAUCUGUAAUCUGUAACCAUAUUGUAAUGAAUCAAUUGUUGUUGGCUUGUUACCUAAA